AUGGAUCCUGAAGAGGUCUUUGCAGAGGAAGCGCAAGAGGAGGCGCUGCUGUCGGAGACGACACCUCAUACCCCAGACCUCGAGACACAUUUGCACGUCGGGAAGGGCGAUAAGCAGUCGGAGGAUGAGAACAGCCCCUUGAUAACUUCGCGUCGUCGACGGACGCACCAGGUGCCAUACACCAGGGCUAGGUCGAGUUAUGAAAGAGCCAUUAGCGAGCCCUGGAACGGUGCUCAUGGAUCAACAGGCCAAGCUUGGUACAAGAAGCCUUCGAUUUUAUGGCUGCUGCCUGCCUUCUUCCCAUACUGCAUCGCUUUUGGAGGUAUCAUUGUUCCGAAAACAUAUCUGAUCCUCGACCUCAUUUGUCAGGGAUAUCUAUCGGAUCGAGCUGCACAGGACCCCAACUUCAAGUUCCUUCCCGUGCUUCUAGGGGCGGAGAACCCGCAGUGUAGAGAUCCUCAUGUACAGUCGCUCGUGGCCAAGUUCAACUUAUACUACAGCCUCCUGUCAGGCGUUUUUUCUGCUCUCACAGUACCUCACCUCGGGGCUCUCUCUGACCGCGUUGGACGGAAGAAGGUCAUUGUGGGCGCAUCCGUGGGCGCCGUUGUCGCCGAGAUCAUCACAAUCAUCGUCGGCACAUAUCCCCACCAAGUAUCUGUUUAUUGGAUAUUGCUUGGGGCUCUCUUGGAUGGCCUUUGCGGCUCUUUCACAUCAGCCAUGGCGUUGGCGUUUGCUUAUGCCUCUGACUGCUCGACUCCGGAGCGACGGAAUGUCGCUUUUGGCUAUUUCCACGGCACACUUUUCACCGGCAUCGCUCUUGGCCCAAUUCUGGCGGGAUGGCUGAUCAAUCUCACCGGCACCGUCCUCACGGUCUUUUAUGUGGCACUGGCAUGCCACUUAUUUUUCAUUCUCUUCGUUUCGUUCGUCGUCCCAGAGUCUUUAUCGAAGGAGCGACAGCUUCUAGCCAGAGAGAAACGCCGCACUGCAAGACUUCAGUCACCACACAAAGAUUGGCUUGCUAGGCUGAUAAACUACAACCUCUUCGAGCCACUUUGGGUACUCCGACCUACGGGCGAGGGCUCUAGCUCCCAGCUGCGGAGGAAUCUGUUCGUUCUUGCUGCCAUCGACACCAUGAUGUUCGGCGUGGCUAUGGGUACCAUGCAGAUCAUUAUCAUCUAUGCUGAGUAUCGCUUUGGCUGGACCGCGGUGGAUUCAAGCGUGUUCCUUUCCGCCGUCAACGUCUGUCGAGUAUUGGGUUUGAUUGUUAUACUACCCCUUCUCACACGAAUCUUUCGUGGGCCGGCCCGGGAAAACUCAGCCGGCCAUAAGGGCUCGGACAUGCUUGAUGUCAAUAUCAUACGCGGCGCGGUCGUGUUUGAGCUUGUUGGAUAUAUCGGAUUCGCGCUCACUCCAUCUGGCGCGAUCAUGGUCAUCUCGGGUAUGGUGGCGGCGCUCGGUGGAAUUGGUUCACCCACCCUACAGUCAUCCCUUACAAAACACGUUCCAGCGGAUCUCACCGGACAGGUUCUUGGGGCAUCAGGUCUUCUGCAUGCCCUAGCGCGUGUCGUGGCUCCCACAGUCUUCAACCUCAUCUACAGCCAAACCGUGGGGGUGUAUGCAGGUAUUGUCUUUGUUUGCUUGGCCUCGAUCUUUGUCAUUGUCUUCAUCUUCAGCUGGUUCUUGAGACCCAAUGUCUACCUGACCGAGCGCUCCAGUGUUGAUCACGGAGAAGAAGAUGGCGCAGACAUUGCCGAAUCUUCUUGA
Messenger RNA from Capronia epimyces CBS 606.96, 1764 nucleotides. RefSeq lists its product as uncharacterized. Lineage: Eukaryota; Fungi; Ascomycota; Eurotiomycetes; Chaetothyriales; Herpotrichiellaceae. The record is from RefSeq and is a predicted model, not a curated record. Bases 1 to 1764 code for a protein of 587 amino acids. Gene Ontology annotation, molecular function: transmembrane transporter activity. Gene Ontology annotation, biological process: transmembrane transport. The transcript is spliced from 3 exons. Gene Ontology annotation, cellular component: membrane.